CCCGAGCUGGGCCCCCUAGGACCCGCCCUGUUUCUCCAGGGGACGCAUUUGGGCGUCGGGUCGGCCCCGCAUAAAAAUGGCUGGCGGCCCAGGGCACGAGCGGAAGGGGAGUGAUUCCAUUUCCGGGAGCGGAGCUUCCGCGGGGCGGAAGGGGGUCGUCCGCGUGUGUCUCCGUCUUUUCCCGUCCUUAUUAGCUACAGCUGCCCAUGAGCAAGCUGUGGAGACGCGGAGGCACCUCCGGGGCCGCGGAGGGGUCGGAACCCGGGGAAGAGCUGGAACUGAGCGGCCACGGCCACGGGGGCCACAAGAAGAAGCAUAAGAAGCACAAGAAGAAACACAAGAAGAAGCAGCACCAGGAGGAAGGGCCCGGCCCCCCUCUACCCAGCACGGCCUCCGGUCCUGCCCCAGCUCCGGCCCAGCUGAAGCUCCGGAUCAAGCUGGGAGGCCAGGUCCUCGGCACCAAAAGCGUUCCCACCUUCACUGUGAUCCCUGAGGAGCCCCGGUCCCCCUCUCCCCUCAUGGUUGUGGACAAUGAAGAGGAGCCUAUGGAAGGGGUCCCCAUUGAGCAGUACCGAGCCUGGCUGGAUGAAGACAGUAACCUAUCCCCUUCCCCUCUGGGGGAGCUGGCCGGAGGCUUGGGAGGCCGGGAAGACGAAGAGGAGCAGCGCUGGUUAGAUGCCCUCGAGAAGGGAGAGCUGGAUGACAACGGGGACCUGAAGAAAGAGAUCAACGAGAGACUGCUCACAGCCCGCCAGAGAGCCCUGCUGCAGAAAGCCCGGAGCCAGCCAUCGCCCAUGUUGGCCCUGCCGGCGGCCGCAGGCGCGCCGGCACUCACGGAGGAGAUGCUGAUGAAGCGGGAGGAGCGGGCCCGGAAGAGACGCCUGCAGGCGGCCCGCCGGGCCGAGGAGCACAAGAACCAGACCAUCGAGAGGCUGACCAAGACGGUGGCCCCCAGCGGCCGCGGAGGCCGAGGGGGCGCGCGCGGGGAGCGCCGCGGGGGUCGCCCGGCGGCUGCCACGCCCAUGGUCCGCUACAGCAGCGGCGCCCGCGGCGCCACCCUGUCCUUCCCCGUGGGCGUGCCCACGCCGGCCCCGGUCUCGCCGCCCCCUCCGCCGCCGGGGCCUCGCCCCCGCUGCUCCGUCCCCGGCUGCCCCCACCCGCGGCGCUACGCCUGCUCGCGCACGGGCCAACCCCUAUGCAGCCUGCAGUGCUACCGCCUCAACCUGCAGCUGCAGCUGGGGCUACCCGAGGGCACCGGGGCGGCCCCGCCGGGCCCCCUGGUGGCCACCUGAGGACUCCCGUCCGCCCCACUCCCUUUCCCCGGCGGCUGCGCGUCUGCCCCUCCCAGCUGGGGGGCGGGCUGCGGGCUUUUCCGUCCUCCCCGGACUGAUAUACCUCGGGCUCCCUCCCCCCCCCCACCCCUCCCCCACCUCCUGCCCAUGUCGCUGAGCAAAGCUCAGCCAAUCCUUUGAGACUACUCUCCGAAAAAGCGGCCUUUUCUUGAAGCUCUGAACAUUAAUUGGUGGACAUGGCUCCCACGAGGCGGGACUGAUACCUUCCAUUGGCUAUUGGUGCUGCCGAUCAUAGCUGUUGGGCGAUUACUUCUUCACUCUUUGUCUCUGGGCUCCUGUUGUCUGGGUGAAUGGUGGAGACGCGGCAGCGCAUUGGUCUCCGGAAGUGCCUUAGAAGGCUGUUCCCAUUGGCCGAGUCUCAAAAAGCGGCUCCUGAUUGGUGGCAACCUGACGCAACUCGAUUGCCGAUUGGUUGAGAGGCUCCAAGGCUCGGGAGCUGUGAGUCCGGAUAGUGAUGGCGGCGGUAGCAGCUAUGGCCCGGACCGGGACUAUGGUGGUUGCGGCCCGGAAAGCAGUGGCAGGCUGGCAGGCGGCGGAGGUGGCAGUUCUCUGCCCGGGCCAGUAGGCAACAGCAUGGAACGGGCCGGCCCCGGGAACGGCAGCCAUGAAACUUGGGGGGCUCUUCGGGUGCGGCAGCUGCAGGUAUCGUGAAGCUAAUGCCUGUUGUCGCGACAGGCCAGAAACUUGUCACGACAGACGAUCCCGCCCUCUUCCACCCGGCUCCCUCCUGGAACAGAGGAUGCCUGGAAAGUACCCUUUUCCUUGCCUAUUGGGCAACACGUUGAGUGUCUCGAUAGGUGUGGCCGAUCUAGUUUUUCUGUCUUUGUCAUCCAUUUGGUCCCAGGGCUGGGGGGAGAAUGAUGGGCAUUUCUUGGGGAGGUGGGGGACAGAUGUCCCGCCUCGGGGACUCGGCCCAGGCAUCUUCAGAGGCCUUUGUGAGCAGCGGGUUUGUGCGGCCUGGUCAGGCCCUCGGCAGGAGGUGGAGGACGCUGGAUUGUGGUGGUGAGGAGGCGCGGCUGGGGAGCUUUUGGAGCUAGGAAGUGGCUUCUCGUCCCGUCCUCCCCGCCCCCCGCCCCGUAGAAGCGAGCUCCUUGGCCCAUGGCUGUGAUGCUGCUGACGCUGGAGCUUCUCUGUUGACAUGAAGCUCACUUAUAGAGGCUGUUUCACUGCUGGACAGCUCUAAAAAUUAAAAGUUCUUUGCUCACGUCCAAGGAAA
This is a messenger RNA of Dromiciops gliroides (monito del monte), 2568 nucleotides long. RefSeq names its product INO80 complex subunit B (gene INO80B). The record is from RefSeq and is a predicted model, not a curated record. NCBI's taxonomy places the organism in Eukaryota, Metazoa, Chordata, Mammalia, Microbiotheria, Microbiotheriidae. The transcript has 5 exons. Gene Ontology annotation, biological process: chromatin remodeling. The coding region runs from base 207 to 1292 and encodes 361 amino acids. Gene Ontology annotation, cellular component: Ino80 complex.